Messenger RNA from Orcinus orca (killer whale), 2987 nucleotides. Its product is annotated as mitochondrial nicotinamide adenine dinucleotide transporter SLC25A51. The coding region runs from base 78 to 1193 and encodes 371 amino acids. The transcript has 2 exons. The record is from RefSeq and is a predicted model, not a curated record. Lineage: Eukaryota; Metazoa; Chordata; Mammalia; Artiodactyla; Delphinidae.
UCGGUGGCUCGCGGGCUCGCGAGCUCGCCAGCCUGCAGGCGGGCCGCUACCGGGCGUGGAGCCUGGCGCCCGCGGCGAUGGGAAAUCCAGUUAUCAGAGUUGACUCCAGAAGAGAGAACCUAACAGACCUAACAAUGGAAGAAAUUGAGGAAAUUAUCAAAAAGCUACCAUCUCCCAAAACACCAGUCCCAGAUGGUGUUUCAGCCAGUGGAACAUUGACACCUGAACUUGACAUGAAGAUAGUACUGAAAUUGGAAACUUGGUUAAAAAAAUCCUUCCCGAAGAAGAUCUUAAGCAACACGAUGGAUUCAGAAGCUCAUGAAAAGAGGCCACCAAUCCUAACAUCUUCAAAGCAAGAUAUAGCACCUCAUAUUGCAAAUGUUAGUGAAAUGAAGCAUUACUUGUGUGGCUGCUGUGCGGCUUUCAACAAUAUAGCCAUCACAUUUCCCAUUCAGAAGGUCCUCUUUCGGCAACAGCUGUAUGGAAUCAAAACCCGGGAUGCAGUACUUCAAUUGAGGAGGGAUGGGUUUCGAAAUUUGUAUCGCGGAAUCCUUCCCCCUUUAAUGCAGAAGACGACUACACUGGCACUUAUGUUUGGUCUGUAUGAGGAUUUAUCUUGCCUUCUCCGUAAGCAUGUCAGUACCCCAGAGUUUGCAACCUGUAGCCUGGCCGCAGUACUUGCAGGAACGACAGAAGCAAUUUUCACUCCAUUGGAAAGAGUUCAAACAUUGCUUCAAGACCACAAGCAUCAUGACAAAUUUACAAACACUUAUCAGGCUUUCAAAGCACUGAAAUGCCAUGGAAUUAGAGAGUAUUAUCGAGGCUUGGUGCCUGUUCUUUUCCGUAACGGAUUCAGCAAUGUCCUUUUUUUUAGCCUUCGAGGUCCCAUCAAGGAGUACCUGCCUACAGCAACAACCCACGGUGCUCAUUUGGUCAAUGAUUUUAUCUGCGGGGGCCUGUUGGGUGCCAUGUUGGGGAUCUUGUUUUUUCCAGUUAAUGUUGUAAAAACUCGCAUGCAAUCUCAGAUUGGUGGGGAAUUUCAGUCUUUCCCUAAGGUUUUCCAAAAAAUCUGGCUAGAACGGGACAGGAAACUGACAAAUCUUUUCAGAGGUGCCCAUCUGAAUUACCAUCGAUCCCUCAUCUCUUGGGGCAUAAUUAAUGCGACUUAUGAGUUCUUGUUAAAGAUUAUAUGAAAGAAAUCAGUUAAGUGCCAUUAAUCAACUGAAUAGACCUAAGAAGAAUGCAGUUUGGCCUUGUUUCUAAUUGGCCAAAUACAAGUUGGUGUCCUAAGUCCAGGGCACAGUGAAUUAUGGGCAAAGCUGUUUUUCUUAAGCACCAACAAAUUCAGAAUAAAAGGUUUCAGUAGGAAAAUUUAAGGUUUUGGGGGGAUUUUGGGGGGGACAGUGUUAGUACUUUUUUUAAUUAUUAUCUGAGAACUUUAGGCUAAUUGCCUGGUUAAUAGCUGUCUAUCUGAUGGCUUUUGACAAGGAAACUAACAGCCAAGAUAUAUGAUACUUUUUUCCACAAAUCUUCUGUAUUGAAGCAUAAGUGGCCAUGACCAGCCAGAGGAAAGGCUCUUAGGGUCCCAUGAUUUCUCAGGCUUACUUCUAUUACUCCAUUUCUUCUCUGCUUUUAGGAGGAGUUACAAAGGGUAGUUUUUGUUAACUUAAAACAUAUACAUGGUAGGAAAAAGGAGCAGAAGAGAGAAGAAAAACAGCUUAUUAUGUGUAGGUUUUUCACGAUAAAUUGUUUGUAUUCGUUUUGAAACUAAGCACCUGUUGGGAUGGUCAUUAUCCAAAUUAUUUCUCUUUCGACGUGGUAGACUAAAGCAACUAAUGACAUCUCCCAUUUUGCUUUCUAGGGUAGAAAGUUUUCUCUGUAUUUCUCAAUAUGACCUUAAAGCUUCCCAAAAUAUUUUUAUAUUAAUUUCACUAUUUCGUUGCCAGAAAACGUGGAGGCUUAAAUUUUGUUAAAGGUGUUUCAUCCCAUUAAGAAGGUUCAUAUUACAGGUAUCCCCCACUUCUCCAGAGUUUCCUUUAUGCCACUUCGCUUUUACAAAAGACCUACAUUAGUACCUGUUUUCACUAACCAAAAGAAAUACGGAGAUGAUUUUUGCUUUUACAAGAAAAGGUGAUUGCUUCCUCAUUCUAUGCCAUUUCGGCUUACAAAAAGUUCCGCAGGAAUGCAGGGGAAACCUGUAAUUGCAUUACAGAUCCAAUUCUGUUUAGCUCAGCUUCUUUGAAUUGUUGUUGCCAAUUUAGUGAAGAGCUUUGGAGUUUUGGUAGUUUUUCCUUUGAGUAGUAGUUUGUCAUAGUCAAGUAUCCUGUUCUCUUGAAACUCCCUUUAAAAAAACAACAAAAUGCUUCCAUAAAAUUUUAUUUUGGAAGUCUAUUAAUAGGACCUCAGAUUUUUUUUCUGGUUUCUAAGUGUUCUGGGGAGGGGGAAAAAAACUCAGUACUUUUUCCCAGAUAAAUAAGGCAAAGUGACUCAUACACCAAUUGAAUAACUAAUAAAACAUACGAGACAUCCUAGAAAAGUGGUUUAUCGAUCUUUUAAAAAUCCACAUCUGUAAGUAUUCUGUCGUUAAGAUUACCUUCCAGCAUCUGACACGGAGCAGAGCACAUGGGUUUUAUUACCAGUCUUUCAUCAUUCUGGGUAAUUGCAUGUUACUCUGUGCACAUGCUGACCAAAAUAAAGUCAGGGUCUCAAUUGGUAGUUUACUCAGUUUCUGGACAGAUAGUCCAAAAACGAUGUUUACCUCUCAAUGCAGGGUGGCUGGUCAAGUGACAGGAACAUCUUCCUUCCAGCUGUGAAGCAUUCGGAGGCAUUGUCACGCGUUUGCCAGGCUGUAGUGAAGCUCACUAGCUUUACAAAGGCUCUGUCUGACAGCGUUGUGCUGGAAAUGGCCGUUAAUUUUAGAAACCAAGGUGCAGGUGUAAGGAUUUGAGAAAACAAGGAUUUGACACCAAAUAAAUGAGAGUAGCAUC